Molecule: messenger RNA, 918 nt
Organism: Candidozyma pseudohaemuli
Lineage: Eukaryota; Fungi; Ascomycota; Pichiomycetes; Serinales; Metschnikowiaceae
Exons: 1
Coding region: 1-918 (305 amino acids)
Source: RefSeq, a predicted model, not a curated record
AUGAAGUUCUCCACUCUCGCCCUUCUCACCAGCACUGCUAUCGCUGCCGAAACCGUCGACCUCAAGAUUGUCUCUGACAACUCUGAUCUCAGCGGCAAGGGCAUCCAGGGUCUCCACGAGGGCGCUGGUAUCAGCUACUUCGGUGUUUCUGAUCAACUCGGUGAGGAAUUCAGCUACGACGCUGACAAGCAGUUGCUUACCCAGGAACAGGGUUCUUUCACCGCUAACGUUGGUGCUAGCGGAAACUUCUUUGCUGUUGGCCCAGCUGUUGAGCCAAGCCAGGUGACUUUCGAUGGCGAGGGCUACCUUAGCAUUGACAAGCAGCUCUACGCUUGUAAGCAGCUUAACGACCCUUACCGUUACUUCGCUGACAGCUACGGUGUUGUCGUGGGUGAUGCUCCAAACGACUCUUGUGUCAAGAUUGCUCUCCAGAAAGUUGGCGGUGAGUCUGAGGCUUCUUCUGCUGAGGCUUCUGCUGCUCCAACUUCUGCCCAUGCCGGCUGGAACAACACUGUCACCGAGCACAUCACCGUGACCGGUUACACCACCUACUGCCCUGAGUCUACUGUUCUCACCAUCACCACCUGUGAGAACAAGGCCUGUGGUCCUAAGACCAUCACUGUCUCCGAGGCUCAGACCGUGACUGUCACCGAGGAGUGCAUUGUUCCAAAGACCUCCACCACCCCAGUUGUUGCUCCUACCACCACCGAGCCAGCUCCAGAGACCACCAAGCCAGCUUCUUCCAAGUCUGAGGUGACCUCUGCUCCUAAGCCAACCACUCCAACCACUGUUGCUCAUGUGUCCAGAUCCUCUGAGACCGCCUCUUCCGCUGUUGUCUCCUCUUACGAGGGUGCUGGUGUGAAGAACGCUGCUGGUGCUGUUCUUGGCUUUGCCGGUGCUGCUGCUCUUUUGAUUUAG